AGGGGCGGCGUCUAGUCAGUUAGUUUAGCGGUGGUCUUCCUUGGACAGUUAGUAGCACCACUUCACACUAAAAGCGCGUGAGUGUGAGAGUGCGAAUCACGUUGCUCUUCCUCCUCUGCUUCUCUAACAGCAACAACAACUACUACUAAACCACCACCCACCAUAACACAACUCUCUCUCCGAAUGGCAAGCCGGCCAGCACCAGAGCAUGUGGUCAUGGAGAUCGAAUCCUCCUCCUCCACCACCACCACCACCACCACCACCACCACCAGGCCUGCCCCUGGUCUCAGCCCUCUCAGCGAGAGCCUCUGGAAAGAGGCGGAUGUUACCGGGGACAUCUCUGCCAGGCUCACUUGGAAGGACCUCACCGUGACAGUGGCUCUUCCAAAAGGAGGAGGGUCUCACAAGGUGCUGGACGGCCUCACGGGGUAUGCAGAGCCAGGCAGCCUCAUGGCCCUCAUGGGCCCUUCCGGCUCUGGCAAGUCCACCCUGCUCGAUGCCCUCUCCGGUCGCCUGGCUUCCAACGCAUUCCUGUCCGGCACUGUCCUGCUCAACGGCCGCAAGAGGAACCUCUCCUUCGGCACUGCUGCAUAUGUAACUCAGGAUGACAAUCUUAUAGGCACACUGACGGUGAGGGAGACAAUAAUGUACUCAGCUCGCCUCCGACUCCCGAACAGGAUGCCCUGGUCGGAUAAGCAGGCCCUCGUGGAGAGCACCAUAAUUGAGAUGGGUCUCCAGGACUGCGCCAACACUGUGAUCGGGAACUGGCAUUUGCGUGGGAUCAGCGGAGGAGAGAAGAGGAGAGUGAGCAUAGCGCUUGAGAUCCUCAUGAGGCCUAGAUUGCUCUUCCUUGAUGAACCCACUAGCGGCCUCGACAGUGCCUCAGCCUUCUUCGUCACCCAGACACUGCGCAGCUUGGCGAGGGAUGGACGCACGGUGUUGACGUCCAUUCACCAGCCCAGCAGUGAGGUCUUUGAGCUCUUUGAUCGUCUCUGCUUGCUCUCUGGAGGCAAGACUCUUUACUUUGGGCAAGUCCCAGAAGCAUGUGAGUUUUUUGCACAAGCAGGGUUCCCUUGCCCAUCUCUGAGAAACCCAUCCGAUCACUUCCUGAGGUGCAUAAACUCUGAUUUUGAUAAGGUGAAGGCAACUCUCAAGGGAUCCAUGAAACUUAGGUUGGAAAGGUCAGAUGAUCCUCUAGAGAAAAUAACCACAAUCGAGGCCAUCAGGGUUUUGCUCGAUCAUUACAAUUCUUCGCAACAGUAUUAUGGAACAAAUCAGCGAGUGGAACAGAUAUCAAAAGUCAAAGGGACUGUGUUGGAAUCCGGAGGCAGCCAGGCUAGUUUUCUAAGGCAAACUGCCGUUUUGACAAAGCGAUCAUUCGUAAAUAUGUCGAGGGAUUUUGGUUAUUACUGGCUGAGACUUGUUAUCUAUAUUGUAGUCACUAUAUGCAUAGGAACCAUCUACUUGAAUGUGGGCACCAGUUACACUUCCAUUCUGGCCAGAGGUGCAUGUGCUUCUUUUGUUUUUGGCUUCGUGACCUUCAUGUCAAUUGGGGGAUUCCCUUCUUUUGUUGAAGAUAUGAAGGUGUUUCAGAGAGAGAGGCUGAACGGACACUAUGGGGUGGUUGCAUUUGUCAUAAGCAACACCCUCUCUGCAAUGCCAUUCCUGAUCAUGAUCACCUUCAUAUCCGGAACCAUUUGCUACUUCAUGGUCCGGCUUCAUCCUGGUUUCAUCCAUUACGUCUUCUUUGUUAUGUGUCUUUAUGCUAGUGUCACAGUGGUUGAAAGCUUGAUGAUGGCUAUAGCAAGUGUGAUACCCAAUUUCCUUAUGGGUAUCAUUAUUGGAGCCGGAAUACAGGGAAUUUUUAUGCUGGUCUCUGGUUACUUCAGGCUUCCAAAUGACAUCCCAAAGCCAUUCUGGAGAUAUCCCAUGUCUUAUAUCAGUUUUCAUUACUGGGCACUUCAGGGCCAAUAUCAGAAUGAUCUGAGGGGUCUGUACUUUGACAAUCAGUCGCCUGAUCUCCCAAAGAUCAGUGGGGAGUACAUAUUAGAGUAUGUGUUUCAGAUAAAUGUGAAUAGGUCCAAGUGGAUCGAUCUUAGUGUGCUCUUCAGCAUGAUCAUCAUAUACCGAAUCAUAUUUUUCAUUAUGAUAAAGAUCAGUGAGGAUGUGACUCCAUGGGUCCGAGGGUUCAUAGCAAGAAGGAGACUGCAGCAGAAGACCACCAAAGGCAAUAGCACUACCACAGUGAAUCCAGAUCGUCUUUAUCAGUCUCCAUCUCUCAAGUCCUAUGCAACCACCGCCCAUCUAGGCCACGGGCAAUAGGAAAGAAACAACGACCCAAGGGGCAGUUUUCAUGGAGAGAGAGGGUUUUCACCCUUCUGAAGGAAGGUGUUAAUUGAAUUACAUACAUGGUCAGAGUCAUGGAGCCGAGCAUUGGGGUGCCACCACACACUCUCUGCAAUUACACCCCCCCAUAUAUAUAUAUAAACGUUUACAUUGUUAUAUUGAUUGAUAUAUGGAAAGACAUUGAUAUAUACCCAUCAUUGAGAGGAGGCCAGCCAGCUGCCGCUGGCCUCUCCUACCAUAUUUGUCUAUUUGUUUUGGCCCGUUUUUAAUGCGUAGGCCCAGUAAAUGGACAUGAAAUGAACCACCACCUCCCCAUUCAUCACUUUUCUCA
Amborella trichopoda is the source of this 2677-nucleotide messenger RNA. It is a transcript of the gene ABCG11, whose product is annotated as white-brown complex-like protein. Gene Ontology annotation, cellular component: membrane. Lineage: Eukaryota; Viridiplantae; Streptophyta; Magnoliopsida; Amborellales; Amborellaceae. Gene Ontology annotation, molecular function: ABC-type transporter activity; ATP hydrolysis activity; ATP binding. The record is from RefSeq and is a predicted model, not a curated record.